Molecule: messenger RNA, 375 nt
Organism: Cadophora gregata
Lineage: Eukaryota; Fungi; Ascomycota; Leotiomycetes; Helotiales; Ploettnerulaceae
Exons: 1
Coding region: 1-375 (124 amino acids)
Source: RefSeq, a predicted model, not a curated record
AUGACACACCAUUUGAGCGGAUACCUGCAGAUAUCUGUCGCUCACGCAUGUACGACAGACUCGGAACCUGGAAGCAUGCGAAUCCGUCUGCCUGCCAAUCAUGGGAUGUACGGACGGGUACUUGCAGCAAGCGACAUGAUGCGAUACUGGAGGCUACCACGAGAGGACUUUGUACGACAGCAAAACUGGAAGCGAGAAAUUGGCGGUGCGCACAAUCAAAUCGACGAAUUCAAGACCAGAAAAAUCGACAAGAGAAACGAUGGAAUAAGUCGGGAAAGGCUUAUCUUGAAAGACAGACACACAAGAGAGGAAUAUCCGAGCAGAUCAGUGCAACUUACGAAGUCUCCCCAUCCGUCAAACUCAAAUCAAAAUUAA